Messenger RNA from Melopsittacus undulatus (budgerigar), 4006 nucleotides. It is a transcript of the gene PLPPR4, whose product is annotated as phospholipid phosphatase related 4. The record is from RefSeq and is a predicted model, not a curated record. Gene Ontology annotation, biological process: phospholipid dephosphorylation; phospholipid metabolic process; signal transduction. Gene Ontology annotation, molecular function: phosphatidate phosphatase activity. Bases 1 to 2160 code for a protein of 719 amino acids. Lineage: Eukaryota; Metazoa; Chordata; Aves; Psittaciformes; Psittaculidae. Gene Ontology annotation, cellular component: plasma membrane. The transcript is spliced from 7 exons.
AUGUCUGCCAAAGAGCGGCCCAAGGGCAAAGUGACCAAGGACAGCGUCACGCUCCUGCCCUGCUUCUACUUCGUGGAGUUACCCAUAUUGGCAUCCUCUGUUGUUAGCCUCUAUUUCCUUGAACUUACUGAUGUCUUCAAGCCAGUUCACACUGGAUUUAAUUGCUAUGACAAGAGUCUGAGUAUGCCAUACAUUGAACCUACACAAGAGUCUGUUCCCUUCCUGAUGUUACUUAGUCUGGUUUUUGCUGGACCAUCAAUUACGAUAAUGAUAGGAGAAGGAAUACUCUACUGUUGCCUGUCCAAACGAAGAAAUGGGAUUGGAACGGAGGCCAAUAUUAAUGCAGGAGGAUGCAACUUCAAUUCUUUUCUCAGAAGAGCUGUCAGAUUUGUUGGUGUUCAUGUGUUUGGUCUUUGUUCUACUGCUCUUGUUACUGACAUUAUACAGCUAUCAACAGGAUAUCAGGCACCAUAUUUCUUGACUGUUUGCAAGCCUAACUAUACAUCCUUAAAUGUAUCCUGCUCAGAGAAUUCCUAUGUUGUGGAAGAUAUUUGCUCAGGAGCUGAUCUCAGUAUUAUCAACGCUGGAAGAAAGUCAUUCCCUUCUCAACAUGCCACCCUGGCAGCCUUUGCAGCGGUGUACAUUUCGAUGUACUUCAAUUCUACGUUAACGGACUCCUCCAAACUUCUGAAACCACUCUUGGUCUUUGCUUUUAUCAUCUGUGGAAUUAUAUGUGGUCUGACUCGUAUCACCCAGUACAAGAACCAUCCAGUUGAUGUUUAUUGUGGCUUUCUCAUAGGAGGAGGAAUUGCUCUCUAUUUGGGCCUGUAUGCUGUGGGGAACUUCUUGCCAAGUGAUGAGAACGUGUUUCAGCCCAGUUUUCACAGAGAACCUCUAAGGUCUUUGACAGACCUCAGCCAAGAUGCCAACAGGAUCCUGCCAGGUAAAAAUGGAAGCAGCAGUGAUGGCAUUGUUUCUCAUCGUACAGAAGGUAUCCUGAAUAGAAACCACAGAGAUACAGGGUCUCUGACCAAUAUCAAGAGAGCAAACGCCGAUGUAGAAAUAAUAACACCGCGAAGCCCAAUGGGAAAGGAAAAUAUGGUCACCUUCAGCAACACUUUGCCAAGAGUCAACACACCAUCCAUGGAAGACCCAGCAAGGCGAAAUGCAACAAUACACGCAUCCAUGGAUUCUGCCCGUUCCAAACAGCUGCUUUCCCAGUGGAAGAACAAGAAUGAGAGUCGAAAGUUGUCUCUGCAAGUCAUAGAGACUGAAUCUGGCCAGUCACCACCAAGGGCUAUUGAGAUGAGGUCAAGCUCAGAACCCUCCAGAGUAGGUGUAAAUGGGGAUCAUCAUGGCCCAACUAGCCAAUACCUGAAAAUUCAACCAGGCAGCGUACCAGGCUGUAACAACACAGGUCUUUCCGGUGGGCCACGGGUCUCUAUUCAGUCACGUCCUGGUUCUUCCCAGCUAGUCCACAUUCCUGAAGAGACUCAGGAGAACGUGAACACAUCACCCAAAACUAGUUCGGCUAGAGCUAAAUGGCUGAAAGCUGCUGAGAAGAGUGUUGCUUGUAGAAGCAACAGCCAGCCAAGAAUCAUGCAAGUAAUAGCCAUGUCUAAGCAGCAAGGAGUGCUUCAGAGUAGCCCAAAGGGUUCAGAGGGAAGCACAGUCACUUGCACGGGAGCCAUCAGAUACAAAACCUUGACAGACCAUGAGCCAAGCAGCAUUGUCAGAGUUGAGGCCCAUCCAGAGAAUAACAGACCUGUAAUUCAGAUGCCAUCUGAAGGUGAAGGGAGUGGGUCAUGGAAAUGGAAAGGUCCUGAAAAAAUCACCCUUCGUCAGACCUAUGAGCUAAAUGAUCUGAACAGAGACUCUGAGAGCUGUGACUCCUUAAAAGACAGUUACGGGUCAGGCGACAGAAAAAGGAGCAACAUAGAUAACAGCGAGCAUCACCAUCACGGGAUUACUACGAUAAGGGUCACGCCAGUAGAGGGAAGUGAGAUUGGCUCAGAGACUCUGUCAAUUUCUUCUAGCCGGGACUCAACGCUUCGAAGGAAAGGUAACAUCAUUUUAAUCCCCGAGAGAGGGAGCAGUCCAGAGAACACCAGGAACAUCUUCUAUAAGGGCACAUCCCCUACGCGAGCAUACAAGGAAUGAGAGGAGACGUAUCAGCUGGUCCAUACCACCACAAUCACAUCUUAACACAGGUUCUGCUCUCUUUAUUUGGAGCCAAUAUUUACUUUUGAUGUGCCAAAUUCUUGCCCAGCAGCCCAACUGCUGUUGAACGCUGCUGACAUGCAAUGUGCAUGAGCCUGUGGGAAGUGUGUGGUGGGGGGAAAGCACAACGCCAGAACCUAACUAAUGUGAAACAUUUGCAAGCAGCUUGUUUCUUCAGACACAAAGCUUUUAUCUGAGGGUGAUGAUGUCAAUCAAAACAACGGUCUUGAACACAGACCCGUUAUUUCCUGAAUGUGCCAACUUUUUAUUUUGUAUGUGUCCAAAAUUGACUGAGUUUCUCACAGCAAAGGCUGUAUCGAGUGGUAUAUAUUCACCUUUGCAGAAUUUGCACCAAAUCUUUCAUCCAGGAUGGUGCUGAUGGUAACUUUACAUGUUUUGAACAGUACUUACUAGACUCUGCAAACACAUGACAUAUUGAUGUGUGGUAACUUUCAAAGUACUAUUGCUAAUACUAUUGAUGAUGCUGGCUGCAUUCAUUUAGCAUAGGAAAUAUUUACAGCUUUGUUAUAGUGGAUCUGUCACAUUCAAAGAUUGCAAAGGUUUCGUGUAGUUCUUUAAGAUGUCUACUGCAACAAAACCCGUGUGGGUAAUGUUCCAUUAGAAUGGAAUAACUAUCUAUUUUUGACUAGUUUUGCUGCUACUGCUCAACUUUUGUUUAAGAAGAGGUGCUACUAAUGAAGAGGCUGCUUCUUAGUGGGCUAACUCAUAGAAUUGUUUGAAAUUGUUCUUUUUAAGGGGUCUUUUAAAGUACAACUCAUUCAGAUUCUGCAUUUUAAACCUCUGAUUCUGCCCUCCAGCAACUCUUCCAUUUUUCUAUUAGUUUUUAACCACAGAAUGCAGGACACCAGUAACUGUGAGAUGUGCUAAUGUGAAAGGUGAGCCAUGAGCAGAUAAACAGCCACUUUCUUGACCACCUUCCAAGGAGAUAGCAAUUAAUAUCCUAGCUCACACUUAGAAGCAGUCAUUCACCUCACUUGCUUAGCAUGCCACAAGAACAGUCACAAGUUUCACCCCAAACACGACCAAUUCAGGGGAUUUAUGUUUCCCUUUAAAAAUGGGAAUUGGCUUGGAAUUCCUGCCUCAGAAUGCAGGAUCACUGAGUGAGUGUUGCAUUGUGCCACUGCUACUCUUCACCUCCCCUGAGACACCCUACAGAGCCUUCUUAAGCAGCAGAUUCUUUUCUCACCACUGCCACUUGAGAAUAUGGAUUAUUUGAGUAAAUUGAGCUUCAAAGGUAACAAAAGAACUUGCCUGCUAAAAUACUCUCCAUUGCCAACACUGUUGAAAGGAUAUGCUCUGAAAGGAAGAAGCAUAACAUGGCCUGGUCAUGCUGGGAGAAAUGCCUCAUUGUAUUUGGCUGUGACUUAAAUAACCUAAGCCACCAAGGAAGCCAGGGGUAGUGCUUGCCCAGGGCACCCCCUCAUCCUCUCCUAGAUGAUUUCCACCUGAAAGAGAACUACUGUCAGGCACCUCCCAGCUCUCCUUGUAGGAGGGAGAAGGAAGGUUUAGCAGUCCCCUCACUAAGCAGUAGAUCAGGUCUGUUCUCUGGCUUCUUGAGAGCAGUGUUUCAUUCCAAGUCCUCUUCUGCUUUAGAGUAUCAAAGAAGCAGGUACAUACUACCUAGUCAGAACCUGUCUACAGACCCUACCCCACAGAACUCUGAGGAAAAGCUCGCCCUAGCCCAGCCAAAUAGGAGGUGGAAGGAAGAACCAUCCCAUCCCAAGAUGAUAAAUAGCACAACACACACACACCAAAAAAUCAACCA